AUGACAGUUGCUUUCAAUGCUAAUGACGGCAAAAUUUUGAAACUCGUGAAGCGUGUGCCCAAAUCCAAGAAUCUUCUAGAUAAGGACUACACCCACUACAUAAAGGGGUCCCUCAUUACCUUAGUACGGAACAAAGUUGAUGUGCAAGACAUCCCAACUUCUGCUAGGAAAAGAGUUGGAGGAAAGAGGGUUCCUCUGAAUGUUGCUUCAGCACCUAUUGACAAUGUGUCCUUCCAUUCUGAGGACUUUGUUCACAGAUGGAAGGAUGAUGAAGACUUCAAGGAUCUCGGCAAAUGCUAUGAGAAGCUGAUUAGGGAGUUCAUUGUGAACAUUCCCUCUAACUGCAAUGAUGAAGGAAGUGAGGAGUACAUAAAAGUGUUUGUUAGAGGAAGGUGUGUGAAUUUCCCACAAAAAAUUAUCAAUGAGUUUCUGGGAAGGAAUACAGAGGUUGUGACUGUCAAGUAUGCUGUGUUGAACAGAAUUGGAGCUGCCAGCUUGGCCUCUACCAAUCAUACUUCUAGAGUCACUCAUCAACUAGCUAGGUUGAUCUUUCUGGUGGGAACAAGAGCCAAGCUGGAUUUUGGCACUUAUAUGUCUAAACAAACAAUCAAGCAUGCAGACUCUUUUGCAGUGAAGUUGUCAAUCAUGUUUCCUUGCCUUAUGACUAAGCUCAUUCUGGAGCAACAUCCUGACAUAGUGAGAGCUGAUGAAAAUCAAGGUAAGAAAGGUUUACCUCUCACUUUUGACUACCGUCUGUUUGCUAGGACACAUGUUCCAGACAUUCUGCUGCCUACUGCAAAGGUUGGAGCUAGUGCUAGUGGGGCCAAGAAAGUUACUGGAUUGAGUAAGGAGGAUACUAUCCAAGCUAGCAAGAUUAGGAAGCAUAAUGUGGACAAGCUCAUCAGGAUGAUGAUUGAGACUACUGUUGUUGCUGCUAAAGAAGAGGACGAGGAGGAAGGUGAUGAACCUGAAGAUACUGAAUCAAACGGCUCUACUGAACAGACAUUAAAUAAGGAUCGAACCAAUGGAGUUAAUUGGAAAACCUUGGCCAUUUUCCAUCAGAAUUGA
Lotus japonicus is the source of this 1068-nucleotide messenger RNA. RefSeq lists its product as uncharacterized. Lineage: Eukaryota; Viridiplantae; Streptophyta; Magnoliopsida; Fabales; Fabaceae. The transcript is spliced from 5 exons. The coding region runs from base 1 to 1068 and encodes 355 amino acids. The record is from RefSeq and is a predicted model, not a curated record.